CUUCACUUUAAUAAACCAUGUUCAAUAUUUUAUCUUAACUGCCUAGAGCAUGUGAACCAUAAGACAUUUCACAAAGGUGGCCAUGUUUCAAUAGAAUGAAACGCGGGGAUAUUACGUCCGUUUAUUGACUCUUAAGAUCACCAAUUUAUGAGACGGGUUAAUCAAUUUCGCAUGGACCACCACUGAAUCAGACAAGUCCAUGAACCACAAAAGUCAACCAGGUGGCCCAUACAAACAUAACACACCUGUCUUCUGAAUCGUAUCAACCAAGUCGCGACAUAAUUGUUAAAUAUCCGUGUCUGCAGGUCAUAAAGUUGAUGUUCAACGUUGUCCAGCCCCAUAACACCAAGGUACAACAUUACUCUAGCGCGUAACCACGUGGAACGUCAACCCAUUUCAAGAUACGACAUUAUCGGGGUCCCACGCGACAACACCAUUUGCCAACACAAUGUCAGGGACUGACAAGAAGCUACCGCCAACAGGCGCACAUGGGCGUCGGCCUACGAAUCCGACCACGUCUCCUACUCCAUCGAAUCGCGCGCCUGUUCGCUCUCCGACACCAUCCUCACCUUCGUCGCAACCAAAUGGCGGUCUCCCUAGGACGAGGUCGCUGCGCGGCAGCGCCUUGUCGGCUGGGAACCCAGCUAGACGAUCUGUUGUUGGCGCAUCGGGCUUGAGUAACAGCAGCAGCGCUACAGAUGCCGAGGAAGCUCGAGCCGAGACUAUUGCUGCGAUGGACGAGCUAAAGGAGAGGUUGCGGUUGUCCGAGAUCCGAGCCGAACAGUUCCAGAAAGAGACAGAGGUAUUACAAUCCAGGCUAGAAGAUGCGCUACAAGAGCAAGUGAAGCUUGAGGACAGAUUACAUGAGGAGGAGGAACGGGUCGAGUCGCUGGAGAAUGAGAAACGUGAUUCCGCCAGGCAGAUGAGGGAGAUGGGGGCAAUAUACGAGGCAGAGCGAACAUCAAUGACGAAGGAGAAGGAGGAGAUGGGUAAUCGAGAAGAGGAGAUGCAGGUGAUAAUUCAGAGGUUAAAGGAGAGUUUAAGCCAAAAGGCCAAUGGGGACGAUGAUGCUCGUAGUGAGGGGCGAGGCUUCAGGCACUCCAAUAAUUCAUCGCCGAGCAUCGAAAGCAACAAUCAUUUUGCUCCUCCGUCGUCCUUGAAUCGCAGCGAUUCUCGAAAUAACUCUAAACUUCUCCUCCAAAAAGAUCGUGUGAUCGAGUCCCUUCGGCUAGAAAUAGCGGAAGCCCAAAUAAAGAUAGUCGAAUCGGAGAACAUGGGUGGCGGCCGCAUACAAGAGAUUGAACGACAACUUCUAGAGACUCGGAUGACCAACGCCCGGUUGAUGGAAGACAACGAAAGCUUCCAACUCCUCCUCUCCGAGAAAACUCUCAACGGCGACUUCACAAAGUCGGACUUUGGGUAUAUGUCCUCUCCGGCCCGCGCCGAUGCCCUUGAUGCACUCGAAGGCCGCACCGGUGGCUCCAGUCUGGCGGACGAACUUUCUGAUGUGGCAGACGGCGAUAUUGAGGCUUAUCGACGCCUGGAAGCUGAGCUCAAGGCCAGCAAGGAACAGAACAAGGCACUCACACUCUACAUUAACAAGAUUAUCGAGCGACUCCUCGAGCAUCAAGACUUCGAGGCUAUCCUCGAUCAGUCCUCUGACUUCAAGCCGGGAGCUGCCGGAACCGUCCAAGCAAACACCAAUAAAGACCUUCCGCCGCCACCGCCUCCCAAGGAAGCCGCUGGUGGCCCAUCAAUCCUGCAACGCGCAAAGUCCGUUGUUGGCGGGACUCGUCCAAAGCCUCGACCAAUGUCCCAGAUGCCCGCCGCUCACUCGGCCCUGACCGACCCCGACACCGCACCCUCAAUCCCGUUCAACCUGAACCGCGGCGCGUCGGUUCGUAAGGCUAGGCCAGCAAGCGAGCAGAUAUCCUCGGGAGCAUUCAGCGUCGUAAACGCAAUGUACAAAGGCCCCACCGCAACUUCACCACCGCUUCACGGACCUCAGACGCCACGCAACUCGACGAGUUUCUUUGCGCCGCCGGCCGCAGCCGGAAACCCCAAUGCAGCAGCACGCGCACCAAGCGGUGGCUUCGCACUACCAUCUUCUGGCAAUUUCCCUGGCAGCCGCGUUAGUGGUACCAGUGACGGUGGAAGUACGACCAGCACGGAGACUAGCCACACCAGCCACACUGGCGAGGUGAGCACACCGCCACCUGGAAACUCACCCCCACGGGCGAUGGACAGGCAGGCUACGUUCGCUGGGAAUAAGCCACGGCCUCUGCGACUAGUACAGGACCAGGCCGAAACAACAGCCAAGGCGGAUAAGCGGGCGAGCUGGAUGGGAUGGGCGAUGAACGCGGUGGGUAAGAAGGAGGACGGUACCGGCGAGGCGGGAAAAGACUAGACGGCGUUACGGAUAUGGCGCUAGGUCUACAAUUGGAUUGGGAUCGGACGGAUUGGGUGGAUAUUGUGUUACUGACUCUCCUCAUUUUGUGCUUUGUAUGGUUGUAUCUUGUCGAGGCGGAACGAUUUGAUUGAACAAUACCCUUGAUGUGGCAUGAUGGUUUGAUAAUUUGUUUGACGCAGCGCAUAGAGCAUGAAUAUAUAAUGGCAUCUAAGAUAUACUAAUGUGUUAUUGAUAUAAUCCUGUGAAGUGAGACAGAUUGAAUUAUGCCAUACUAUUACCUGAAAAUCCUGCCUUAUCGACGCCGGUG
Molecule: messenger RNA, 2717 nt
Organism: Pseudogymnoascus verrucosus
Lineage: Eukaryota; Fungi; Ascomycota; Leotiomycetes; Thelebolales; Thelebolaceae
Exons: 2
Coding region: 449-2407 (652 amino acids)
Source: RefSeq, a predicted model, not a curated record